GUGAUGUUGUAGGGUGUGGUCCCAGGUAUAAAAGGAGUUGAGUCGAUAUUUUUGUCAGUGACUCGGCGACUUCGCUACGAUCAUGACUGCCAAGGUUCUUAUGUUGGCCGCCCUUGUGGUUGCAGCCUUCGCCAGGCCAGAUCCACAAUACAGCCCCCCGACUCCUGCAUACAAUCCCCCCACUCCCGCAUACAGCCCCCCUGCCCCCUCCUACAAUGCUCCAGCUCAUUCAAGACCUUCCUAUUCUGCUGCUCCAGCUUAUCCUGACACUCCUCCCCAAUACAACUCCCAGUACGCCGUGAGGGACGACUACUCCGGCAACGACUACGGCCAUGAAGAAUCCCGUGACGGCUACAACACCCAGGGUACCUACUCCGUGCUGCUUCCCGACGGUCGUGUGCAGAGGGUGACUUACUACGUCGACGGUGACUCCGGCUACGUGGCUGAGGUGACCUACGAGGGUGAGGCCCAGUACCCAGCCUACCAGCCUGCCCCAGCACCCUCCUACAGGCCUGCUCCUGCGCCCUCCUACACGCCAGCACCCAGCUAUGCCUAAAUAGAAUUGAAAACAUACAGUGAAUUUCAUGUUGACCAUUUUAUUUAUAAACUAACUGACCUGAAUAAAAACUAUUGGAUAGAU
Messenger RNA from Homarus americanus (American lobster), 640 nucleotides. RefSeq names its product cuticle protein 7-like. Gene Ontology annotation, cellular component: extracellular matrix. Bases 83 to 556 code for a protein of 157 amino acids. Lineage: Eukaryota; Metazoa; Arthropoda; Malacostraca; Decapoda; Nephropidae. The transcript is spliced from 3 exons. The record is from RefSeq and is a predicted model, not a curated record.